AUGGCCACACAAAUAGUGAAUCUUCCACAAUUAGACGCGAAAAAUUUCAACAAUUGGAAAUUUACACUACAAACCCUGCUCGCAGAAAGGCAAGUAUUGGAUAACUUGGAGAAAACUGUGGAUGACUUUCGUGAGGAAAAGGCAAAGAAAGAAUUUGAGAUUAGAGAUUUUGCAAAGGCAAAAUCAACGAUCGUUCAAUACAUAUCUGAUAAGCAUUUGGAUUUAAUUAAAGAAGCAAAAACAGCAAAAGAAAUGAUUUCAUUAUUAGAAAAGGUAUUCGAGAGAAAAAGCAUCUUUAAAGAGGAAGAAGACAACGAUACUUUAGAAGAAGAGGAAGAACUUUAUGAAACACCCACAACUCUACCUCCAGUUAAGGAAGAAACGCGUACUACAAAAUUAGAAAGAAAAGUAAAUAAACCUAAACAUUUAGAUGAAUAUGAAACUUACAUAGCAUACUGUCUUUUAACAAAUGAUCAAGAUCCUCAAUUAUAUGAAGAUGCAGUAAAAGACGAUGAAUGGAAAAGGGCAAUUAAAAAGGAACUAAAAUCUCAUCAAACAAAUGGGACUCCAAUACGCGGUAUCGUACGGAAGAUCUAUUUUUGCUUCUCCUUCGGCUUCCUAUUGGCAAGGACAACAGCGGUAUCCUUGUACGCAGCUUCUGUUCACGAUGAAUCUCUUUUGCCAGCACCGGUUUUGUAUAGUGUUUCUGGUUCUAGUUACAGCAGUGAGGUGUCGAGGUUCUUGACGCAAGUAACGACGGAUAAUAUAAGCUUAACGGGGAUGAAAUUCUUCUCUGUGACAAGGAGCCUCGUAUUAACUGUUGCUGGAACCAUCGUGACUUAUGAAUUGGUUCUUGUACAAUUCAAUUCUGUUUAG
Molecule: messenger RNA, 876 nt
Organism: Linepithema humile (Argentine ant)
Lineage: Eukaryota; Metazoa; Arthropoda; Insecta; Hymenoptera; Formicidae
Source: RefSeq, a predicted model, not a curated record